Molecule: messenger RNA, 1854 nt
Organism: Venustampulla echinocandica
Lineage: Eukaryota; Fungi; Ascomycota; Leotiomycetes; Helotiales; Pleuroascaceae
Exons: 2
Coding region: 1-1854 (617 amino acids)
Source: RefSeq, a predicted model, not a curated record
AUGAAGCCCAUCCAAUUCAUCUCCACUGCCCUUUUCCUUGCAGCCCUCACUGCGGCUGGCCCGCUACGGCGUGAUGGCUCUGGCAGAUACCUCCCAAGAGAUGUGCCAUUCUCCAAUUCCACUAUUCAGGUUCAGAAAGACGCUGGGGGCAUCACUGCGAUAACGCCAGUAAAUACCCACUCGACUUCCGCUACGCCGUCCACCAGCAUACCAGAGCCAACAUCGGACUCGGAUAGCACGACGUCUAGCUCGCAAUCUCAAACUUCGACAAAGUCGCCGUCACCCAUAACUGUUAUCCCCCCAGCAUUUUUGAACUCCACUACAACAGCGGACUCUCAAGGCCCAGCUACCACCACAGAGAGUGCUACCUUGAGUACUACCUCGAGUGCAGCUACAGAAAGCCCAGUAGCUUCCCAAGCUAUUCCUGGACUCGACAGUACCACUUCACCACUCACUACCGCCAGGGGAACGACGACAUCGGAUUCAGGUCCCCUAGUGGCAUCCAAUUCUCCAAGCACUUCACCAUCAUCUAGUCUAGGGUUAUCUUCCACUGUCGCUUCAGUUGCGGAGCCUUCGCCGCAGGUCGGCAGUUCCUCCUUUUCAUCAACAUCGUCAAGCUCUAUACCCAGAUUCACACUUAGUAAUACGGACGAGAUCCCUACAUUAACGGGCACACCUAGCGCAGCAGUCACAGUGUCAACCUCUACCAGCAAUACGGACGAGAUCCCUACAUCAACGGACACAUCCAGCGCAGCAGUCACUGUGCCAACCGCUACCGAAGAGCAAUCCUCGCAGACUUCUCCGUCAGGAAAGUCGACCACAUCCAUUACGGUAUUCUUCACGCCCCCUGUAUCAACAGCGGCAACAGCGAAGCCACCAUCCCCGGAUUCAUCAGCCGCACCAUCUUCACGUUCACAGCAGGUGACAUCCAAUCCACCAGCCAGCAUCUCCGAUGUCCCCACCAUGAUCCCAACCACCAUCCCGGUCCCAACGUCGAGCCUCUCUCCUACAGACCGCAGCAAAAACCUCGCCGAAGCAGAAGGCUACAACAACUUAUUUUCCGGCUUGAAUUUCUCUUCCCCUUGCACACCCGGACAAAUCGCUUGCAUAGACGGAAGUGUAGGGAAGUGCAACUCUGCUGGUAGCUUCGUAAUAACCGUCUGUGGGGAAGGCGAACAAUGCUUCGCCUUGCCGAUGACCAGCACGCGGGGCGUUUACGUGGGUUGCGAUAACAGUGAUAAAGCCAAGAGUAUCUUGGCUGGGGACGCUACUCCGAGUACAACGGCUCAGGUUGGGAAUACAUCUCCUACACCGUCAGCAGUCGCAGCUACCUCCGCAGUUCCAGUUCCAGAAUCUCCGGUCGAGGGUCAAACGACUGUUGUUCUCAGCACGAGGAAACCAAGCGCUACUGCUUCUCAAGCCGUACCUCUAUCCGUCACUCCCCUCGCGACAUCUAAUGCCCCCAAGCCCGCAUCACAGUCGCCCGAAGCUGCCCCAUCACCAGCUCCAUCACCAGCUGCGGCCGAGCCACCCUCAGCCGUGACUGUUCCAACUGGCAGCCCUGCACCAUUACAACAGCCAGCACCAACACAACAGCCAGCACCAGCACAACAGCCAGAAGCCACACAACAACCAGCCCCAGGGUCAGAAAAGACCUCCACGAUCCUCCCCUCUGGCGCAGCAACCCAACAAGCUACGGUAACCGUCACGUUGCGCAUCACCGAAACACUCCCAGCCUCCACCGUAACUGUCAAAGAAACGGUGACAGUACCCGCUGGACCAGCUUCAGUGCCACAAAGUAUUGUGAUUAUCCCUGUGCCGCACAAUACCAAAGUUGCCGAGCCAGGGAACUAA